AUGCAGGCGUCAUCUGUGCCCCGCUGCGGGCGUGAGACGCUGCCGUCUCAAUGCGGCUCCGAGAGCGUUUUGACCCGAUUUCAUAAUGAAGUUGAGCGACUGUUACGAGAGUUCUACCAAAACCAGGAGUUGGUCCGCAACAUCGGCUCACACUACUACCAGAUCAUCUACCCUGUACAGCUGCGACAUCACGAGAAGAUGGGCAUCUCCACCAGAGAAGUCAGCACUAGCAUCAAGACUGGAAAGCACUUUCACCGCACGUCACUGCUUAUCAAAGCCUUCAACCACAAGUUCCGUCUUGACCUCGAGCUUAACACGCAACUGCUAGCACCGAAUUUGAAGCAAACACAAUAUCUCGCUAACGGCGCUGAGAGUGAGGUCAGAACGGAGAUCGAACAUUGCUACUAUCACGGCACAGUCAAGGACUAUCCCGGAGCGUCAGCCGCCUUCCACACUUGUAACGGUGUGUCGGGUGUCAUUCAUAUUGGAAACGAAACCUUCGUCAUACAUCCCUUCUACGGCGGCGAUCUAUCGGUUAGUCAGUAA
This is a messenger RNA of Danaus chrysippus (African queen), 546 nucleotides long. Lineage: Eukaryota; Metazoa; Arthropoda; Insecta; Lepidoptera; Nymphalidae. The record is from the annotation of a GenBank genome assembly.